This is a messenger RNA of Aspergillus uvarum CBS 121591, 1183 nucleotides long. RefSeq names its product ribosylnicotinamide kinase. Bases 78 to 1124 code for a protein of 348 amino acids. The transcript has 2 exons. Lineage: Eukaryota; Fungi; Ascomycota; Eurotiomycetes; Eurotiales; Aspergillaceae. The record is from RefSeq and is a predicted model, not a curated record.
CUGCUAAGCACCCUCCCUACCUACCCCUCUUCCCUCUUCCCAAGCUCUCUGCAUAAGCACCAUCAACACAAACAAAAAUGCCACUGCCACCCACCACCCAACCCACAAAAAUAAUAGCCCUCUCCGGCCCCUCCAGCAGCGGCAAAACCACCCUCGCCCGCCUCCUGCACCGCAUCUUCACCCUCCCUUCCGAUGACCCGAAAAUCCACUCCCUCCUCAUCCACGAAGAUGACUUCUACCACCCGGACGAUAAAAUCCCUCAAACAACCCUCCCAACCGGCACCGUCCUCCAAAACUGGGACACGGCCGGCGCCCUCGACCUCGCCUUCCUGGCGGCUUCGCUGAGCUACGUCCGGACGCACGGGCGGCUGCCGCCCCGGCUGCGGUCGAAGGAGGAUCAGAAUGAUAGCCAGCCGGUGGAUUCUCCAGGCACAGGCACAGGCACAGGCACAGGAGCCGGGGUGGUGGCGGAGGGGGUGGUGGAGGAGUUGCAGAGACGGGUGCGGCAGCGGCUUGUCCGGCUACAAGCCGGGGCGAGGACGGUCGCGUUCGUGGAAGGGUUUUUGCUCUUCGCGCCACCGGCAGCGCCAGCUGGCCUAACUCCGACGAUGGCGGCGGCGCAGCACCCGCUGCGGGAGGUCCAUGAGCGGAUGGAUGGACGUUUGUUUUUGCCGGCGGCGUAUGAUAAGGUCAAGGAGCGGCGGGAGAGGAGGUCGGGGUAUGUGACUAUCGGGGCGGCGCCGGUGCCGGUGGCUUCUUCUUCGGAGGGGCAACAGAGUGGCGGGGACUCGGCGAAAGACGACAGGAUCGACCUGGAGGCGGAGGAUGAUCGGCCGCCGCAGAAUUUCUGGACUGACCCCCCCGGCUAUGUCGAUGAUAUCGUGUGGCCCAAUUAUGUCAAGGACCAUGCGUGGUUGUUGCUACCGGAGGAGGAGACGGAGGACGAGGACCGCUUGCUCAAGGAGUCGGAUCCCCAGGUGCUGGUCAGGCUCGUGGGUCAGGGAACUCGCGUGCGAGAACAUGCCGGGGUCACGGUGGCUCCGGGCCGUGGGGAUAAACCCAUCACGGAGCUCUUGACUUGGGCGGUCGAGGAAGUGUUGAAGCACCUAGAGGAAACGGUUUAGACCACAAGCAGAGCCCAUGACCAGACCAUUGUAAAUAUUCUACCUAGACUAGACUAGAG